CUAGAUCAAAGAUAAUGAUCAUGGAAUGUUGGUAAUCACCAACCGUUAACCACAAUCCAAGGGUGGUUAAUAAAAGAGGGAAGCGUGUGAUAGAAACUCUUGCGGGAGAUUUCAUUCACUGUUGAUAGAGAGAGAGAGAGAGAGGUGGUUUCUCAUUGCAGAGUCAAUGAUCAAGGCCACUAGAUAAAACCCAAAUCACAAACCUCAAGAAGCUCAUAACCCAUUUCCAGUUUUUCCUUUUGUUUGGUCCUUUCAGAGAGAGAGAGAGAGAGAGAGAGAGAGAGAGAGAGAGUUUUUGAGAAGAAGGCUAAAUGGGGUUGAUGGGUGAGACAGUGACAGAGAUUGUGAUACCAGUGGCUGCAGUGAUAGGGAUUGGGUUUGCUUUGGUGCAAUGGUUUCUGGUAUCAAAGGUGAGGGUUUCAAUCGAUUCUGGUGUGAAGAAUGGAUACAAUGACAGGCUGAUUGAGGAUGAAGAAGAGAAUGUUGACUCUCAAGAAGUGGUUGUCAAAUGUGCUGAAAUUCAGAGUGCAAUCUCUGUUGGUGCAACUUCAUUUCUAUUUACCGAAUACAAGUAUCUUGGCGUUUUCACAGUCGUCUUUGGUGUGAUUAUAUUUCUCUUCCUUGGUUCGGUGAAGGGUUUUAGCACGGCAAGUGAACCUUGCACCUAUAAUAAGGAGAAGCUCUGUAAACCCGCCUUGGCAAACGCGCUUUUUACAACUAUUGCAUUUCUACUUGGCGCUGUAACCUCCGUUCUCUCGGGUUUCCUCGGGAUGAAGAUUGCAACUUACGCAAAUGCGAGAACAACGCUGGAAGCCAGGAAGGGUGUUGGAAAGGCAUUCAUUACUGCUUUUCGUUCCGGUGCAGUGAUGGGUUUCCUUCUGGCUGCCAAUGGGCUUUUGGUUCUUUACAUUUCCAUCAAUCUCUUCGGAUUGUAUUAUGGAGAUGACUGGGAGGGUCUCUAUGAAUCAAUUACUGGCUAUGGCCUUGGAGGUUCCUCAAUGGCACUCUUUGGAAGAGUUGGAGGAGGUAUAUACACAAAAGCAGCUGAUGUCGGCGCUGAUCUUGUUGGAAAAGUUGAAAGGAAUAUCCCUGAAGACGAUCCGCGAAACCCUGCUGUUAUUGCAGAUAAUGUGGGUGAUAAUGUGGGCGAUAUUGCUGGGAUGGGCUCUGAUCUGUUUGGGUCUUAUGCCGAAUCUUCCUGUGCAGCACUGUUUGUAGCAUCAAUUUCCUCCUUUGGAAUCACCCACGACCUCUCUGCAAUGUUAUAUCCUCUGAUUAUAAGCUCAAUGGGGAUUAUUGUUUGCCUAAUCACCACGCUUUUUGCAACCGAUAUCUUUGAGAUUAAGAGUGUAAGCCAGAUUGAACCCGCUUUGAAGCGGCAACUUCUCAUCUCCACGAUCCUGAUGACCAUUGGCAUUGCAAUCAUCACCUUCAUUGCUCUGCCAUCCAAAUUCACUAUCUUCGACUUUGGAGCGGAAAAGACCGUGAAAAAUUGGCACCUCUUCUUCUGUGUUUCGAUUGGCUUGUGGGCGGGACUCGUCAUUGGGUAUAUUACCGAGUAUUAUACUAGCAAUGCUUACAGUCCGGUGCAGGAUGUGGCUGAUUCUUGCAGGACGGGUGCUGCAACAAAUGUUAUUUUUGGGCUGGCUUUGGGAUACAAAUCUGUCAUAAUUCCCAUUUUCGCCAUUGCUAUAGCCAUCUACGUGAGCUUCAGCUUGGCUGCCAUGUAUGGAAUUGCAGUGGCUGCUCUAGGAAUGCUUAGUACGAUUGCGACUGGACUUGCAAUCGAUGCCUAUGGACCCAUCAGUGACAAUGCUGGCGGGAUUGCGGAGAUGGCUGGAAUGAGUCACAAGAUCCGUGAGAGAACAGAUGCCCUUGAUGCCGCUGGAAACACCACUGCUGCCAUCGGAAAGGGUUUCGCAAUUGGUUCAGCCGCCCUUGUAUCACUUGCUUUGUUCGGCGCCUUUGUGAGCAGAGCUGGACUCAAGACCGUUGAUGUGUUAACUCCCAAGGUUUUCGUUGGAUUGAUCGUGGGUGCCAUGCUUCCAUACUGGUUUUCUGCCAUGACAAUGAAGAGCGUGGGCAGUGCAGCCCUGAAGAUGGUGGAAGAGGUCCGCAGGCAGUUCAACACAAUCCCAGGGCUCAUGGAAGGAACAACGAAACCAGAUUAUGCAAAUUGCGUGAAGAUCUCUACUGAUGCUUCGUUGAAGGAGAUGAUUCCUCCUGGUGCACUGGUUAUGCUCACGCCUUUGAUUGCUGGGACCUUCUUCGGGGUGGAGACGCUGGCCGGGGUUCUUGCUGGUUCGCUUGUUUCUGGCGUGCAGGUCGCCAUCUCAGCCUCUAACACAGGUGGUGCUUGGGAUAAUGCUAAAAAGUAUAUAGAGGCGGGUGCUUCUGACCAUGCACGGACAUUGGGUCCAAAGGGCUCCGACCCACACAAGGCAGCCGUGAUUGGGGACACCAUCGGUGAUCCCCUCAAGGACACUUCUGGACCAUCCCUCAACAUCUUGAUCAAGCUCAUGGCAGUGGAAUCUUUGGUGUUUGCUCCUUUCUUCGCAACUCACGGCGGAUUGAUUUUCAAAUGGCUCUGAAAUGGAAUUAUGAACAGUCAGGUUUAGCUCAAUGUUGCAACAUUGUUAGCCUCAGUUUUGUUUCAGCUCGUAGUUGAAUGUAGACUGGCCUGUGUUCAAUGAUCCAAGUUAUAUAUAAAAAAAAAGGCGGUACAAAGGUAUGGUUUUGCCACUGUAUCGUUGUUUGUAUUUCCAUUUCUCUAAUGAAUCAAAAUAACAUAGUUACCAUCAA
Magnolia sinica is the source of this 2802-nucleotide messenger RNA. RefSeq names its product pyrophosphate-energized vacuolar membrane proton pump-like. Gene Ontology annotation, cellular component: membrane. Gene Ontology annotation, biological process: proton transmembrane transport. The transcript has 8 exons. Gene Ontology annotation, molecular function: diphosphate hydrolysis-driven proton transmembrane transporter activity; inorganic diphosphate phosphatase activity. The coding region runs from base 312 to 2591 and encodes 759 amino acids. The record is from RefSeq and is a predicted model, not a curated record. NCBI's taxonomy places the organism in Eukaryota, Viridiplantae, Streptophyta, Magnoliopsida, Magnoliales, Magnoliaceae.